This is a messenger RNA of Menidia menidia (Atlantic silverside), 4560 nucleotides long. NCBI's taxonomy places the organism in Eukaryota, Metazoa, Chordata, Actinopteri, Atheriniformes, Atherinopsidae. The record is from the annotation of a GenBank genome assembly.
CUAGACUCACACGUGAACCGAGCAAACGGCUGCUUCUACUUUAAUUAGCAGAAAAAGAAAUAAAAAACAAGAAAAAUUAUGGAUAAAGGCGACAACCCCUCUGCCACAAUCUGCAGGUUAUGUGGGGAAGCCUUCAAGCUUCCUGAGGAUAACAAUGAUGGCAACCUCCCUCGCGUGCUGUUAUGUGGCCACACUUUCUGCACGUUUUGCAUGCAGUCCAUACAAUGCAAUGAUGUCAUCGUAUGUCCAGAUUGUGAGGUGGAGUUCACCCUUCCUGAAGGAGGGGUUUAUGGUCUUCAGGAAGAGAGCAGAAUCGUAGGUCUCAUCUAUACUGCUAGAAUGAACAAGAUGAAAAGCUUCCAGUCUGAAAGAUCCAAAAAUCGCAAAAGAAAAAAAUUCCCAGUCCGUGGACACAUCAAUGCUAGUGCUAAGCAUGAGGAGCAGAGGACAGACAUUGUAAAGAUUGAGAGGACAGUGGAUGAGGCCUUGGUCCAGGCUGCAGAAAAUCUCAAACAGCUUGAGCUCCUCCAUGAGACGCUGACGACCGGUCAGGCAGGACAAGCGAGGAGAGGCCGAAAACAGCUGGAGAUGGAGAUAGAACAGGCCACAGAAAAGGCUUCACAGGCUAUUCAAAAGUGGAAGGUUCUCCAGAUGGAUAAAUUAUCCAAACUGGAGGUCCAGGUCCCCAGCAGCCAAGCGGAGGUUUCCCACAUUAAGGAGAGGAUCGAGGCUUUGAAGAUCGCCAUGCAAAUGGCCAGGGAAAUCCGCCGUGUGCCCUUCCUGGAGCAGUACUGCAUCCUGGACAGGGUCCUUGAGACUCUUCUGGCUCCUGUGGAUGGCAAAUCCCACGAAAUGAGCUGUGUACCGAUGGGUUCCGAAAUGAGCUGUGUUUUGCAGUUGGAGAGUCUGAACCAGAGUUUGGCCUUGUCUCUGAGGAUGGAAGAAUCCGGCCCAAAGCACGAUCGGACCGAUCGCUCCAACGGGGAAUCUCCGAUUAAAAAACACCCGGAAGAUAAAGAUAAAGACUGCCAUGGUAUCACACCCAGGCAGAACAACCCUCCCACCCCCCUGAAGCAGGACAGGGGAAGCCCGGGGGGGGACUGUGCUUCCUCCUGGGGAUCCCCUCCGAUCCCAAAACCCCGCAGCAGAAUCGGUCGCCCUCUCCAGACCUCAUCCUCCGACCUCACAAGUCCAGACAUCAUCAUUGAGGAGUUUUUAGAUGAAGAACAAGACGCUAUUCCUCCCACUGGUCCAGAGUUGGCCAAUGACCAAUGGAGAACCUGCAGGAAGAAAAAAAAUGUCUUCCCUCUUCAUAAGACAAAAGUGAUGCAGUGGGUGGUGGUCACCCAUGUGGUGAAUCCGAGUCACUUCUAUGUCCGCUACGUGGCCGAGAGGCGGGAAAACGAGGUGCUUUCAAAAAAGAUUAAAGACCUCUGCCGUGGAAAUGGCUGCUGCUUCACUCUGCAGGACAAAGUGGAGACUGGCUGCCUCAUUUUUGUGAAGUGUAAGGAAGCACUGUGGUGCCGCAGCACCAUGAUCGAAAUCUUCCAAAAAGGCUCUGAGGAGCCUGUGGAGUCCUGCCCGGUCUCACAGCUGGCCAGGAUCCGAGUCUUCUUCCUGGACUACGGCUUCACCAAAAGCAUCACCAUACAGAGCUCCUUUCCCAGAGACGAGGGCGUGGCCGAGUCCACGCUGAAGGCUGUGAACGGCCACCUGAGGAAGGCGGCUGAGGCUGUAAAGGCGGAGCUGUCCCGAUUCGCCCCACAGGCCAUCAGAUGCUCACUCAAGGACCUGGUCCCAUUCGACCCAACAAUGGGAUGGAGUAAAGAGGCACAGUUUGAAUUCCACAGUGUUGUGGGCUCUGCAGCAGUGAAGAUGCAACCUUUGGGUCAGGACAGAGACUGUUUGUUGGUGGAUCUCAGAAAAGCUCCCAUGGAACAAUCCACCGACGUGCCCUUCUCUGUCAGAGAGUACCUUGUUUUCAUUGAGGUGGCCAGGUUUUACUCUCCAAUGAGACCUGUCUGGAAGCCUCUGACAUACUACCCCCCAGUUUAUCCCGGGCUGAACAGGGAAGUGGAUGCUGUGGUGUGCCACAUCAACACCCCUUCACACUUCUACAUUCAGCUGGUCGACAACAUGGAGACGUUGUUGCUCUCAGCCAAACUUCAGGAUUGUUACAAUAUUUCGACAGAGUUUGGGGAAGACAAACUCAAAAUCUACUGUCCUGUGAUUGGACAGCCCUGCGUGGCCCGGUUUGAGGACAAGCUGUGGUACAGAGCCCAGGUCAUAGGUCAUCCGGGGGACAGAAAGGUGGAAGUGCAGUAUGUGGAUUUUGGAAAUAAGAAAAUCUUGUCAGUUAGCGACUUGAGGAAAAUCAAAGACGAGUUAUUUGCUCCUCCUGCAAAGGCAAUCCAGUGCUGUUUUGCAGAUGUGAUUCCUCUGGAUGGAGAGGCCUGGAGUGAAGCCUCCAUUAGCAGAUUCAUCAGCCUAGCUCACCAGCAACUCAUCACUAUCGUGGCUACAGGAACCGUCCCAAAGUCUGAGCCUUUACCCCUCAAAGUGUUUAAGAGUGACUUAGGUGGCCCGAAAACCAACUUAGCCGAGUUGCUGGUUAAAGAGGAUCUGGCUCGCUUCAAAGAUGGACUGAAGGCCAAGCAUGCCAAAGCCCCUCUGGAUGAUUUAACCAUAUGGGACCCCCCCCUCGAGCUCGAUGGGGGGGUCCCAGAGGAGGUGGACUCCCCCGACCAGAAACACCCAGAGGAGCAGAACGAGGAGCUGUUUCAGCCUCAGCUUCUGCCGCUGGCUCAGCUCAAAAAGCUGAAAGUCAGAGUCAGCUGUGUCAGCUCCCCCAACAGCUUCUACGUCCAGUUCACCCAGAACAACGCUCAGCUCGAGAGGGUGUGUGAACUGGUGAAGCAGGAGUGUGGACAGAUGAAGCCCCAGGAUGUGGAGUGGCAGGAGGACGACUACUGUGCGGCAAGCAUUAACGGAGUCUGGGAAAGGGGCCGGAUCUGUUCAGUCGACCCGUCGAGCAACACUGCAGAAGUGAGACGCUGUGAUUAUGGCAGCGUCGUUAAGGUGCCCGUCGGGGACCUGAGGCCUCUGCCCUCCUCCCUGACAGGCUCUCUGGCUCUGGAGUGCACUCUCAGUGGGAUCAGGCCUGCAGGAGGCCGAACCACCUGGACCGACACGGCCUGUGACCUCAUCUCAUACUACCUGACCGGCACCUCGGCUGUGAUGGACAUCAAGGAGUUAACGGAGGAGCGUCCGGUUCCUGUCACUCUGUCCUGCUCCAACAAAAUGGGCCGGUUUAUCAGCAUAGCCGACUUUUUGGUCGGCGAGGGACUCGCCCUAAGAGAAAGAACAACGAGAGAUCCUGGGGUCCAGCAGCUCAAAGGCUCCGAAGCCCAGACUCCAGACGGUGAAACUCAGGCUGUCGGGGAGGAACCAACCAGCACCGAUCCAGCUCUGUUUCUGGAUCUUAUCCCCAACUCAACGCCAAAAGCUUCUGCACCAGCGCGCCCAAAACCGCCCCCCCGCUCCAUUGCCACUGCUGAAAAGGUGACGACUGCUUUGUACCAGCCUCCAGAGCUGCCGGGUGUCGGCCCGAUGCAGGUCGGCGUGUCGGCCAUCGGGGAGGACGGCCUCAUUUAUGUCAGGACGCUCAACGCAGAGGGCCAGCUGGUGCAGCUCAGGGAGCGGAUCCAGCAGAGCAUCAAGACGCUGCCCAGACAGAAGCCCUACACCUGGAGGUCGGUGCGGGGCUGUGCCGUUAUCGGGCCGGACAUGCUGUGGCACCGAGGGCAGCUGCUGGAGGUCCAGGGAGGACAAGUUAAGGUGCAGUAUGUGGACUGUGGGCAGGUGGAGAACAUCCCGGUGGUGCACGUGUACCCCAUCCUGCUGUGUGAGGACGUCCCCCAGCUCUGUCUGCCCUGCAAGCUGUUCGCCGUCAACCCCGUCGGGGGUAAAUGGCAGCCGGAUGCCGUGGCGUUGAUGAAGGAAGCGCUAAUAAACCGCUCCGUGGAUAUGCAAGUUGUGGAGCUGCCCUCUAACCCCAGGGCCCCCUUCACUGUCGAGGUCUUCCUGGAUGGUUUGAGUCUCAGCAAAAUCCUGUGUCACCACGAGCACGCCUCCAUGGACCGGAGUGUGUCGACUCAAAAGGGGCUCCUGGGGCCGCCUGCUGCCCCACUGCUGGACGACUGGAACUUCAACACCGAGGGUCUGAGGGGUCCGGAGGAGCUGAUGCUGGGGCCUUUCGUCAACCCGAAGCUGCCUCAGGAGGGAGAACACUUCCGGUUGUUCCUUUGGCCUCUGGACCAAACGGAGGAGGGGGAGGCGGACGGAGAGACUUUGGAUGAAGCUUUGAACCGGAUCAACGCUAACGCCCACGAUCUGCCGAGGCUCAGCAGCUUUCCUCUCGGGGGGCCGUGUCUGGCGGAGUACAGCGAUGGGCGGUUCUACCGGGCGCGGCUGCUGAGGAUCACCGGCGUGGAACCCGUCGCCCUCCUGGUGCGCCACGUCGACUUCGGGUCCGACGACACGCUCCCCUCCAGCAAGUAG